Amoebophrya sp. A25 is the source of this 1466-nucleotide messenger RNA. The record is from the annotation of a GenBank genome assembly. Lineage: Eukaryota; Dinophyceae; Syndiniales; Amoebophryaceae.
UGGCGAGACCGACGAGGACGCCCGUGACGCAGCACCAUCGAAAAGAGGAGGAAGUCUCUUAUCCUCAUCGACGAACAGUAUGGCCUGAGCUUUUUUGUUUUGUCGAGUUAUUAUUUUUUCACUGACAAUGAAUGAUGUAGAUAGAUUCAAAUUUGAACUUGAUCUACAGGAGUGAGGAUGUUGUUACAGGCCCUUAUUAUAUUGUUCUAAUCAGCAUAAAGAGUCGUCAAGUGGACGUGGGGCGUCGUCGAAUAGAGGAAGCGGGAGCUCGUCCGGUGCGAGGAAGAGCAUUUUUGAGUGGGUAAUUAAGCAAAGUUCGGCCGGCGGGACGACAAAAACGACACGGAAAACCAUUGUAGACACUAUGAUGCCGACCGCGUGGACGAGUAAUCAGAGCAAAGAUAAUGAUCCACCUCAGCAGAACCAGAACAAAGGUACUGAUGCAAAAAGAGACGAGCAUCAGCAACAAGGUAGUGGCGGUGGUGGAACCGUUAGCAUUAUUAGCAGCGGAGGAUCGUCGGCAUCAACGAGUAAAGAACGAGCGGACUCUCACGGAGAUCAACAGACUGAAAGAGAAAAUUUCCUACCAAAAGUAGAAUCGGGGAACAAGCCAGCGACUACUAGUACAACUAAUGAGCAGGCAGAGACGGGUACUAGUGGUGCAGGUAUUCUGGCUCGAAGCGAUCAGGACGAGAAGGACUUGCCUGGCACGCUUCUUGGAGAAGAAACCACGACAGGAAUAAAGUCUCGAGGCGAGGAGGCAGGUGGCGGUGCGAGUGUUAGCCCUGUAGUGACGCGUCCAGGCCCAUCCUCUUCGAAUUCAAUACGGCGCGGCGCAUCGAUUGAGAGUUGCGUUUCUCGUGCCUCGACACGGAAAUCGUCCUCACGGAAAAGUCGGCGGGGCUCGGGAGAUAGAAGGAACUCACGUGACAAGCGCCGUGACUCUGAUCAUUAUGAGAAGUGUUUGACGUGGAAUUCGCACAUCAUCAACAACUUUCAUGAGGUUGAGGAGAGAAAAAAUAGCGAGAUAUAAAUUGGAACAUAUAAUAUUUCAUAUAGGACUACAAGAACAGGCUUGAAGUUCAUCGACGUAGUCUAGACAACGAAGAUGGACUGCAGCGUGCUACGUGUUUCUCUAUUCAGCGGUCAUACAUUGUCUUCAUUUGGCGUCUCAGAGUGGCAACAGAUUAGUGUCGCAGAUCGGAGCUGUAGUGGUCAAUGUCGGGAAAGCUGCGAUCCGGCGCGGGAGCUCGAUGGUGUCCAUGGCGGGGCAAGACGAUGAAGAACUGCUUGGACGAAACAUAGUAGUGGAUAAAGGCACGCUUCGGCGAGCGCGUUCCACAGAUAUGCUGGAUGGCGGAGUCACUAGCAGUUUAGGUCUCGGCAGUAUUAAAGCUGGACGACGAUCGGGCGGCGCGCCACGCGCGAGCGCGCUCGCAGCCAUGGCUUCGGGUGGACCAAUACCC